Messenger RNA from Chaetomium globosum CBS 148.51, 1254 nucleotides. RefSeq lists its product as uncharacterized. Gene Ontology annotation, molecular function: cystathionine gamma-lyase activity; pyridoxal phosphate binding. The transcript has a single exon. The record is from RefSeq and is a predicted model, not a curated record. NCBI's taxonomy places the organism in Eukaryota, Fungi, Ascomycota, Sordariomycetes, Sordariales, Chaetomiaceae. Gene Ontology annotation, biological process: transsulfuration. Gene Ontology annotation, cellular component: cytoplasm. Bases 1 to 1254 code for a protein of 417 amino acids.
AUGACGGCUCAUACCGAUCAACCCAUCACAACGCCGCCGCGCGCCCCGUCGCCGGUUCAUGGCUUCGGCACGCUCGCCGUGCAUGCGGGGUCGCCGCACGACCCCGCGACGGGCGCCGUGAUCGAGUCCAUCUCUUUGUCGACCACGUUUGCCCAAUCGGCCGUCGGCAAGCCUGUGGGUGAGUUCGAAUACAGCCGCAGCAGCAACCCCAACCGGAACAACUUCGAGAACAUGGUGGCUGCCCUCGAGCAUGCCAAGUAUGCCCUCGCUUUCUCCUCCGGUAGCGCUGCGACCACCGUUAUUCUGCAGUCCCUGGCUGCCGGCUCGCACGUCAUCUCUGUUUCGGACGUCUACGGCGGCACCCACCGUUACUUCACCCAGGUCGCCAAGGCCCACGGUGUGAAGGUCACUUUUACGCCCGAGAUCGAGGUCGACAUCCGAGACCACAUCACCGAGUCGACCAAGCUGGUGUGGAUCGAGACCCCGAGCAACCCGACCCUGCGCCUCGUCGACAUUCGCGCUGUCGUGACCCAGGCGCACGAACAUGGCAUCAUGGUGGUGGUAGACAACACCUUCCUAAGCCCCUACAUUCAGAACCCGCUGGAUCACGGCGCCGACAUCGUGAUGCACAGUGUGACCAAGUACAUCAACGGGCACAGCGACGUGGUCAUGGGCGUGGCCGCCUUCAACAGCGACGACCUGCACAAGCGGUUGUCGUUCCUCCAGAACGCCCUGGGCGCCGUCCCGUCGGCGUUCGACUCGUGGCUGGCGCAUCGCGGCGCCAAGACACUGCACCUGCGGGCGCGCGAGGCCACCACCAACGCCACGGCGGUCGCGCACGCGCUCGAGGCCAGCCCGCACGUUAUCGCGGUCAACUACCCGGGACUCGACUCGCACCCGCACCGGGCCAUCGCCAAGAAGCAGCACCGCAACGCCAUGGGCGGCGGCAUGCUCUCGUUCCGCAUCCGUGGCGGGCACGCGGCGGCCGAGCGCUUCUGCCAGCUGACCAAGAUCUUCACGCUCGCCGAGUCCCUGGGCGGCGUCGAGUCGCUGUGCGAGGUGCCUAGCAGCAUGACCCACGCUGGCAUCCCGCGCGACCAGCGCGAGGCGGUCGGCGUCUUCGACGACCUCGUCCGCAUGAGCUGCGGUGUUGAGGAUGCCGAGGACCUCAAGAAGGACGUGCUCCAGGCCUUGGAGCGCGCCGUCGCUGAGACUCAGAAUGGGAAUGGCGUUAACGGGUCCAAUGGGCAUUAA